Molecule: messenger RNA, 1152 nt
Organism: Miniopterus natalensis
Lineage: Eukaryota; Metazoa; Chordata; Mammalia; Chiroptera; Miniopteridae
Gene: CHST4
Product: carbohydrate sulfotransferase 4
Biological process (GO): protein sulfation; carbohydrate metabolic process; N-acetylglucosamine metabolic process
Cellular component (GO): Golgi membrane
Molecular function (GO): N-acetylglucosamine 6-O-sulfotransferase activity
Source: RefSeq, a predicted model, not a curated record
AUGAUGCUGCCCCCAAAAUUGAGGCCACUGCUGUUGUUCCUGGUUUCCCAGAUGGCUGUCUUCAUUCUAUUCAUCCAUUUGUACAACCACAACAACUUCAACUCCUCGUCUACGAGGGAGGAGCCCCAGCCUAUGCACGUGCUGAUCCUGUCUUCCUGGCGCUCUGGCUCAUCUUUUGUGGGGCAGCUUUUUGGACAGCACCCAGAUGUCUUCUACCUGAUGGAGCCUGCCUGGCACGUCUGGAUGACCUUCACACAGAGCACCCCCAGGAGCCUGCAUAUGGCGGUGAGGGAUCUGAUACGGUCCGUCUUUCUGUGUGAUAUGAGCGUCUUUGAUGCCUACAUGAAACCUGGCCCCCAAAAACAGUCCAGCCUCUUCCUGUGGGAAACCAGCCGGGCUCUGUGUACCGCACCCGCCUGCAACAUCUUCCCGCAGGAUACCAUCACAAACCCGGAUAACUGCAGGCUCCUGUGCAGUCAAGAGCCCUUUGAGGUGGUGGAAAAGGCCUGCCGCAACUACAGCCACGUGGUGCUCAAGGAGGUGCGCUUCUUCAACCUGCAGGUGCUGUACCCGCUGCUGAGGGACCCUUCCCUCAAUCUGCACAUCGUGCACCUGGUCCGGGACCCCCGGGCAGUGUUCCACUCCCGAGAACACACCACAAACGAGCUCAUGAUUGACAGCCAAAUUGUGAUGAGACAGGAGCAGCAGAAACUCCAGGAAGAUGACAAACCCUACUAUGUGAUGCAGAUCAUCUGCCAAAGCCAGCUGGAGAUCUAUAAGGCCGUGCAGACCUUGCCCGAAGACCUCAAGCAGCGCUACCUGCUCAUGCGCUAUGAGGACCUCGUCCGGAAACCCCUGGCCCAGACUGCCCGAUUGUAUGACUAUGCAGGAUUGAAAUUCUUGCCCCACCUCCAGACCUGGGUGCACAACAUCACUCAAGGCAAGGGCACGGGUAGUCAUCCCUUCAAAACAGAAUCCAGGGAUGCCGUCAGCACCUCCCAGGCCUGGCGCUUGUCCUUGCCUUACAAAAAGGUUUCUCGACUUCAGGAAGCCUGUGGCAAAGCCAUGAACAUGCUAGGCUACCGCCUCAUUAGAUCUGAGCAAGAGCAGAGAAACCUGUCACUGGAUCUCCUGUCUACCUGGACCCCUUGA